Telopea speciosissima is the source of this 1421-nucleotide messenger RNA. Its product is annotated as protein ALTERED XYLOGLUCAN 4-like. Gene Ontology annotation, cellular component: Golgi apparatus. NCBI's taxonomy places the organism in Eukaryota, Viridiplantae, Streptophyta, Magnoliopsida, Proteales, Proteaceae. Gene Ontology annotation, molecular function: O-acetyltransferase activity. The record is from RefSeq and is a predicted model, not a curated record.
UCUCUCUCCUUGAAAAUCUAGAAAAACAUGAAGUUCUCUCUUCCUCACCACAAGAGAGCAGAGAGGCAGUACUGGUACAUGAACCCAGGAAGUCUAGGAUUCUUAUCCCUAUUGUCACUCUGUCUUGCUUCCUUUAUCAUCUUCUUCUUCAUCUUCUAUUCUCCAAACCAUUUUAGGGUUGGAACCCAACAUGAUCUGAUCAAUCAAAAAACCAUCCUCAUUAGCCCUAACAUCAAUAAUGGAGGUGGUGGUGGUGGAGAGGAGUACUGUGACUUGUUCAAGGGAAAAUGGAUUCAGGACCUGAAAGGAUCGCUUUAUACGAACUGGAGUUGCAGAACGAUACCAGAUUCCAAGAACUGUGGGCAAAAUGGGAGGAAGGACUUUGAUUUCCUGCAAUGGAGAUGGAAACCUGAUGGCUGUGAACUCCCUAGGUUUGACCCAAACAUUUUCCUCAGAAUUGUUCAUGGGAAGAAACUCGCCUUCAUCGGUGACUCCAUUGCUCGCAAUCAAAUUGAAUCUCUUCUCUGCCUCCUCUCACUUGAGGAGACCCCAAUAGACAUUUACAAGGACUCCGAAGACCGAUUUUGGACAUGGUACUUCCCCUCACACGAUUUCACUCUCAUGGUUCUCUGGUCCAAAUUCCUGGUGGUCGGAGAGGAAAGGGUAAUCAAUGGUUCACUCUCUGGGGAGUUCGACUUGCACCUGGACAGGAUCGACAACAAUUGGGCCAGUAAACUUCUUGGUCUGGACUAUGCCAUCAUAUCUGAUGCUCACUGGUUUUUCCGGAAGAACUAUCUGUAUGAGGAUGGUAAACUCAUUGGUUGCAUAUUCUGCAAUGAAGCAAACCUCACUGAUCAUGGUUUAGUUUUUGCAGUCCAAAGGGUUUUUCGAACUGUACUGCAAUACCUCAAUUGUAAGGAGUGUAAGGGCCUACUUGCCUUGAUAAGAACUUUCUCCCCAGCCCAUUUUGAGAAUGGAACAUGGAAUGAUGGGGGAAACUGCAAUAGAACAAAACCUUUAAAGGAGGAAGAAGCAAACUUUGAAGGUACCGAAUGGGAACUCAGGAAGAUUCAAGUAGAAGAAGUUGAGACAGCAAGAAAGCAGGGAGAGAAGAGGACCAAGUUUGGGGCUUUGGAUGUGACAAGAGCCAUGUUGAUGAGGCCUGAUGGACAUCCAGGGUCCCAUUGGAACAACAAAUGGAUGGCAGGUUACAAUGAUUGUGUUCAUUGGUGCUUGCCUGGGCCAAUUGACUCAUGGAAUGAAUUGUUGCUGGCUGUACUGAGCAGAGAGAAAGAGAAUGGUGGUGGUUCAUUCCUGAACUAAAUCAUACCAUACAUUAAUUUUACAUAAUAUAUAGAGAGAACAAAAUCCUCAUUCAUUUAAUGGUGGUGGAAUAAUUGAUUUGUUUUAAUCAGAUUCUU